This is a messenger RNA of Daphnia pulicaria, 1161 nucleotides long. Its product is annotated as alpha-(1,3)-fucosyltransferase C-like. Bases 1 to 1161 code for a protein of 386 amino acids. Gene Ontology annotation, molecular function: alpha-(1->3)-fucosyltransferase activity. Gene Ontology annotation, cellular component: membrane. NCBI's taxonomy places the organism in Eukaryota, Metazoa, Arthropoda, Branchiopoda, Diplostraca, Daphniidae. The transcript has a single exon. The record is from RefSeq and is a predicted model, not a curated record.
AUGACGGUCAUCGUCCACCUCCGGCCGGAACGCGCCGAACGCAGCGGAAACAAACAAGAAGAUUCAAUCGACAAUUUUAUUAUUCCUAAUAGAACCACAAAAGUAACAAGAAAUAAUAAUCGAUACAAAUCAAUUUUAAUAUGGAACAGUCCAGACCGGAUCGAGACUUCCGCUUUUGGUUUGGGACACGAGCCUUUCAUCCGCAACGGAUGCCAAGUGUCCGAUUGCGUCAUCUUCGAUAACGAAACAGCUUUACCCCUAAAAGAAUACGACGCCAUUGUCAUGAACAUGCACGUCAUUUGGUUAACCGAAUUCCCUUAUUUCAAAAGGCGGCAGCACCAGCGCUUCAUCUUCAUGACGCAAGAGUCUCCGGCUUCCAUGUUAUUCCUCCGGGUCAAGACGCUGAAAAAUUAUUUCAACUGGACGAUGAGCUACAGACACAAUUCAGACAUUCAAUUUCGGUACGGGCGGAUCCUUCCGGGCCCAUCGGCUCCCAAGACUCGAGCGGAAACGCGGAAAUUAAUUAAAUCAACUCAUCAAUCAGCCAAGAAUUAUGCCGCCAAUAAAAUUCACCUGGCAGUUUGGAUGGCGUCCCAUUGCGAAACUCCCAGUUUACGGGAAACUUACGUCCGCCAACUGAGUAAAUUCAUUCCGGUCGACAUCUACGGCGGGUGCGGUAAUUUCAGUUGCAUCCGCAACGACUCCCAUUGGCUGUCUGACCCCAAAUGCUACGACAUGAUGGAAGCGAAAUACAAAUUCUAUUUAUCGUUCGAGAAUUCCAUUUGCGACGAUUACGUCACGGAGAAAUUUUUUGAAAUUAUGAACCACGAUAUUAUUCCGGUGGUUUACGGCGGAGCCAAUUACAGUCGGAUCGCACCUCCUCACUCGUACAUCGACGCCUUGCAAUUCACACCAGAGACGCUGGCCCAGUACCUCAAAGUCCUAGACGCCAACGACCAAUUGUACAACGAAUAUUUCUGGUGGAAGGGCCACUACGCGGUGGAAUCCGGAGUGGAACAAAUGGCUCGGCACGGAUUCUGCGACUUGUGCAAGAAACUCCAUCAAGAUGAAGGCGUCGUCAAAUUUUACCCUCAACUGGUGUCGGAAUGGGACCCUAAAAAGAGAUGCAAAUAUUUCGAUUCAUGGGAGACGCAAUCUUAA